Molecule: messenger RNA, 1147 nt
Organism: Bradysia coprophila
Lineage: Eukaryota; Metazoa; Arthropoda; Insecta; Diptera; Sciaridae
Product: enoyl-CoA delta isomerase 1, mitochondrial-like
Biological process (GO): fatty acid beta-oxidation
Cellular component (GO): mitochondrion
Source: RefSeq, a predicted model, not a curated record
ACUACAUUCACAACUACAACGAAUGAAUGUAUGAAAUACACACGAUAAACAACGCAAAAAUAUACACAUCACUUAUCUGGUAUAGUCUUAACAUAUGACAGUCAAUUGAGGAUUAAAGAAGAGCAACUUUCAACAUUCUUCAGAAAAUAUUAACAAGAAGUGCGUGUAGUUUCCUUUAGUUCCAGAAGUUCCAGACAAUGAUCAGAAAUUCCACAAAAAUUAUUUGCAAUUCAGUAACCAUUUCCAAAUGGAUUCCAAAGCUGCCGGUACGGAGUUUAUCAGCCGUAACCAAUCCCCUAGUGAAAGUAGAAGUUAAUGACAAAACCGGCAUCGCCUUGGUUUCCAUGAACCGAAAGCCAGUGAAUGGAUUAAGUUUGGAAUUAUUUGAAGCGUUGUCGACUACGUUCGAUGAUCUCGAAAAUAACAAAAGCAGAGGGGCCAUAUUGACGUCUGAAUGCGCGACGGUAUUUUCGGCUGGCCUUGACUUAAAUGAGCUGUAUAAACCCGAUGUUGAACGGUUUAAAAAAUUUUGGACAACGUUCCAAGACGUUUGGCUAAAAUUGUAUGGCUCUACAUUUCCUACAGCGGCGGCAAUAAAUGGUCACGCUCCGGCCGGCGGUUGUCUCUUAGCAGUUAGUUGUGAAUAUCGUGUGAUGUGUUCGAACUACAAAAUAGGCCUGAACGAAACUCGUAUUGGCAUAAUAAUACCGAUAUUUUUGUGUUCAUCGCUGCGCAAUACAUUAUCACAACGUGAGACUGAAAAAGCCCUAACUUUAGGUACACUAUACAACACCGAUGAAGCAUUGAAAAUCGGACUUGUUGAUGAGAUUGCCACUGAUAAGACAGAUGCUAUUCAGAAAUGUGAGUAUUUUUUGCUACAAUAUAAGAAUGUAUCACCAAUGGCACGGUCUUUGACGAAAAUCAGUUUACGUAAGCAAGGUCUUGAAGAAUUGGAAAACAGUCGUGAAGCUGAUAUGCAAAGUUUUUGGUCGAAUCUAACUGAGCCUGUCAAUCAGAAACGGUUAGGCGAAUAUCUUCAAAGUUUGAAAAAGAAAUGAAAAAUAUUACGGACUGCAAACAGAGUGCUUAAAAUCCUCUGAUAAAAAUUGCCUAUUAAAGUGGUCUGAAUAAAACUGAGUUUGAUUUC